AUGGCCACCAAGGCAGCGCAGAAGCGGUUGACCCGCGAGUACAAGACCAUCUCCGAGAACCCGCCGCCGUACAUUGUCGCCCACCCGUCCGAGUCCAACCUCCUAGAAUGGCACUAUGUCAUUACUGGCCCUGAGGACACGCCGUACCACGGCGGUCAGUACUGGGGCACCCUGAUGUUCCCUCCAAAUUACCCGUUCGCGCCCCCGGCGAUCCGGAUGCAUACUCCAUCGGGCCGGUUUCAACCGUCUACGCGGCUGUGUCUCUCCAUCUCCGAUUUCCAUCCAAAGUCGUUUAACCCGGCGUGGGAAGUCUCAACCAUCCUUAUUGGCCUGCUCUCCUUCAUGACGAGCGAUGAGAUGACAACAGGCUCGGUCUCGACGACUGCGGCCGAGAAGAGAUACCUGGCCUCGCGAUCACGGUGGUGGAACUCAACCGGCGGCGGCUCGCACGCUAAGGGAACUCCAGCGCAGAAGGGCAAUGUCAAGGCGGGCGACGGCGGCGCCAAGUUUCGGACAGAGUGGGUGGACGUGGACGCGGAGAACUGGGAAUGGAUGAAGAAGAACAAGAUUGAUGCGGCAACAGGAAACCGCUUGGACGGCGACAACGGGUCCUCAUGCGGCCCGCAACUGAGCAUCGGAGGCACGAGCAGCAACCAAGCACAAGCCGUGGUGGAUGCCGUGGUGCAGCAGCGAGACGCGGGACGGGGCUGGCUGUAUCGGAACAAGCUUCUCGUGGUCGGCGGGCUGAUGUUCUUGUACGUGCUGGUUGCGCGUCUUGUCCGCGGCGACGGCUUAGCGUGA
This is a messenger RNA of Hirsutella rhossiliensis, 801 nucleotides long. RefSeq names its product ubiquitin-conjugating enzyme domain-containing protein. Lineage: Eukaryota; Fungi; Ascomycota; Sordariomycetes; Hypocreales; Ophiocordycipitaceae. The coding region runs from base 1 to 801 and encodes 266 amino acids. The record is from RefSeq and is a predicted model, not a curated record. The transcript has 3 exons.